UUGCAACAGGAAACCUCUGUUGCGUUUGAUGCGCUGUCUUACGUUUGGGGAUCGCCGAAUGAUCCGCACACGGUGGACGUGAAUAUUGCAUUGAACGAUGGCACGACAAAAGCAUUCAAAGUAUCUGUCAUACGCAACCUCGCCACGACCCUGCAGCAUCUGCGGCGUACUGAUGUGGCAAGAACAGUAUGGGCGGAUGCAAUUUGUAUCAAUCAGCACGACUACGACGAACGAGCCCAACAGGUCCUCAUGAUGGGCGACAUCUACCGUUGUGCACAGAAUGUUGUCGCUUUUCUGGGACCAACGAUGAGCGACAGUACAAUCGCCAUGGGUCUGAUCAGUAAAAUCUCUCGUGUUGUGAAGGUCGACUUCGGCUCUGGGCUUGUGGAGCCAUCAACUGAAGGCGAGGCUGAGCCAGGGUGGGUUGACAUGCAUACACUACUGGACAUCGAGCACGAGCAUCUUCUGGCACUGUUCCAUCUGCUCAACCGCGAGUGGUUUGAGAGGCUAUGGAUCAGACAAGAGAUUGGCCUUGGCGGAGAUUGGGUGAGUCUUUUGUGCGGACACGACUCGAUUGAAUGGUCAUCAUUCUGUCGCGCCAUCUUCGUCCUCCAUCGCAGGACUAUCGAGAGUCUGGGUAUCCUGGACGGAAUUGAGCAGGAUAGCCUGCGUGACCGGCUCGGCAUGGCUGACACUGUGGCCUUGUUCUCUAAGAGAGCAUUUCGCUUCACCAACCUUCGACGCCAGAUUGGUAGAUCAAAGUACACGGAUCAACGAGACCGCAUCUAUGGUGUCCUCGGCCAGCUUCGUGAUGCGGCACAGAUUGGGAUUAUCCCAGACUACAACGAGACUGUGGCAGAGGUGUAUAUAGAUGCUACGCAGAAGAACAUCCGCCCCUCACAAGGUCUUUCGGUGUUGUGCCAAUGUACGGAAGACUGCUCACUUCACUUACCAAGCUGGGUGCCGGAUUGGUCGACCCCGUUGUUCUCAGCUUCAGUACACGAAGCCAGACCACCAUUUUUCGAUCCGCUGCCUGCGUGGGAAUCUAUCGAAGAUAAAGUGCUUCGUGCCUACGGUCUGCGCUGUGGGUCGAUUUCGCAGGUCGCAAGACCUUUCGGUGAUUCACUCGAGGGAGUCGAUGACUUUACAACGGCUCAGGCAGUUCAAGAUGUACUUGUCAGUGUCAAACGGCACGUCGCACAUACCGGAGACGAGCUUGUCACCGAGGCACGCUAUCGCUGUCUACUGCUGAACAACUUCGCCACUCGCUGGAUGCCCACAGUGCCCUACGAAGCACCAUUCGAAGAAUGCAUGGCACUAGUUCGCGCUUUGCUCAGCCCAUCCAAGACCAUGACUGAAACAAUCGCCAUACCGGAAGCCAGCCACUGUCUGAACAAGCUACGCGGCGCCUGUCGAGACCGCGCCUUGAUUGUCACAGACACCGGACACCUCGGCAUGGGACCAGACUCCGCAUCAUCCGGCGACGAAUUCUAUCUUCUAUUUGGCACCUGGAAGCCAGCCAUCCUCCGCCCGGCUGUGCAAGAGCAGCAUUGCGUAGUCGGGGGGGAGUGCUACGUCCACGGCAUGAUGAGCGCCGAGCCCAUUCUCGGUCCCAUACCCCAGAGUCUGCGUGGGCUUCUGGAUCCCAUGCCGUCGGCGGGCUGA
Messenger RNA from Didymella exigua CBS 183.55, 1665 nucleotides. RefSeq lists its product as uncharacterized. NCBI's taxonomy places the organism in Eukaryota, Fungi, Ascomycota, Dothideomycetes, Pleosporales, Didymellaceae. The annotation marks the transcript as partial. The record is from RefSeq and is a predicted model, not a curated record. The transcript is spliced from 2 exons.